GUGCCUAGGAAGAUUAUACAAACAGUGGGUUUUAGAUGAAAACAACUAGGAUUUACUCAUUGUACAGACCGGACGAAUAGUUUCAAAUGCUGCGCACCCUUUUCGCCGUGCGUGGUCAGUGCCAGCAGCUGCUGAGGAGAACAUUCACCCCCCAUUGCAGUGGCCAACGACCACAACAGCUCUUGCAAUGCCGCAUCCGGAUGAAAUCCACCGAUUCUCCCGGCGAGGCAGCGCGAAAGCUACGACUCAAGAGUACCUUGUACUACAUCACAGCCGGAGGGGUUCUCAUUAUGGGCCUGAGCUAUGCGGCCGUGCCGCUGUACAGCAUUUUCUGCCAGGCCUAUAGCUACGGAGGAACGACAUCGCAGGGCCACGACGCCGAAAAGGUGGAGCAUAUGGUGAAGGUGAACGAUCGUGUGCUCAAAAUACGCUUCAAUGCGGACAUUGGCUCCUCCAUGCGCUGGAACUUCAAGCCGCAGCAGUACGAGAUCAAAGUGGCACCCGGCGAGACCGCCCUGGCCUUCUACACGGCCAGAAAUCCCACGGACAAGGCCGUGAUUGGCAUAAGCACCUACAAUGUGAUCCCCUUCGAGGCUGGCGCGUAUUUCAACAAAAUCCAAUGCUUCUGCUUCGAGGAGCAACAGCUAAAUCCUCACGAGGAGGUGGACAUGCCCGUCUUUUUCUACAUUGACCCCGAAAUAACCCAAGAUCCGGCGCUAGAGCAUUGUGACACCAUCACCCUGUCGUAUACGUUCUUUGAGGCCAAAGAGGGUCUGAAACUGAACUUCCCCAGCUAUGCCAAGCCUCAUACGGCGGCUGCCUAGUGAAAGUUUUUCAUCCCUUUGUUAAUAAGCAAUAAAUAUUUGUUACGUUCUGUA
Messenger RNA from Drosophila persimilis, 878 nucleotides. RefSeq names its product cytochrome c oxidase assembly protein COX11, mitochondrial (gene Cox11). The record is from RefSeq and is a predicted model, not a curated record. The transcript has a single exon. The coding region runs from base 87 to 824 and encodes 245 amino acids. NCBI's taxonomy places the organism in Eukaryota, Metazoa, Arthropoda, Insecta, Diptera, Drosophilidae. Gene Ontology annotation, cellular component: mitochondrial inner membrane. Gene Ontology annotation, molecular function: copper ion binding.